UGUUUUAAUGAAUAUACAUGCAUGCUUAACAUAUAGAUUCCUUUUUUUCAUGAAGACAAGAAUAUAAGUUGGUGUAUUACCUGAUUCUGAUGACUUGCAUUGAUUGGAAUCAGACAGCAGUGCUGAUAAUGUCCAAAUUUUCAAUUGGAGGAGAAAAAAAGUUCCUCCUGAAAGUGGUUGGUUUUUGGCAUCUUAUUUGUCCAGCUUCCAUAUUUCAUUUUUAUACACUUUACAAGAAAUACAUUGGCGGCAAACUCCGUAGCUUGCUAGCUUUUUUGCGCUGGCUUUCGGAGACUCUUAUUUUGUUAGCGCAGGCGCAACGGAGCAGCACUUUUAUUGUGAAGACAGGAACUGUGCGGUCAGUCUUUAGGCUUUUGACGGGCGGUACGGUUGAAAUAAAAAAGUGUAUUUUUUCCUUCACACUGAGCUGGCAGCAGCCAACAUCAUAUCACAAGAUCCUCGGGCGCCUUGAAUUUCAAUCAAGUGACGAAAGUGACGUAGUGAAGAUUUAUGAUCACUCAUUUUUAGGUCUUUUUUUUUUCAUGCCUGGCUGGCGGUCGGCUGACACAUGCUCCACGAUCGACCGGUAGCUCGCGAUCGACGUAAUGGGCACCGCUGUGUAUUGUAAGUAUAUACUGCUAAAUUGUUCACAAUUAAGUAUUUUUAUAAACACUUUUUGUUUGCCUAAAAUCCUUGUUCUGUUUUAUUCUGAUCAUUGUCAUGAUCAACAAAUUUAAAGGCAAAAUAAUUGAGAUUUCAAGUAAAAAGUGAAACGGUAUCAGCAAUACUGGCCCUGUGUUAACUUAUCGAAUCGAUACCAAAAUUUGCAGUAUCGUCCGCUCUUGCAAACAGUAAACCAAGCGAGGAAUCUUGUGACAUAAGACCAUCAGAUAGGACACACCCUGCUUGCCUUUGCGAUAGCACGCAGUGCGGUGACAAAACUGCUAUGUCGGGCUUGUCAAAGAGAGAGAGAGAGAGGGGGGAGAAUGCUGAGUCAGUGAACAUACCAUGAAAGCCCAGGGAGAGGGUGCCAGAGGGUAAACGCCAGGGCGAGAGGGUAGAGAAAGGUUACACUCAGGGAAGAUGGAUGUCCUUUUGCCUGGGCUGUCCCGGGUGGCCGUUUGCGGCGGUACCCAUGGUAACGAGCUUUCUGGAGUGUACCUAGUGAGGGAGAUGCUGAGGAUGGAAAAAGGAGACGAAGACAUGUCGACACAGAAGCUGCUAUCCAACCCGCGGGCUGCCGAGCUAUGCUGCCGCUACCUGGACGUCGAUCUUAACCGCUGCUUCACCCACGCCGCCCUGAACGGUCCCUUACCUGAUCCAGCUCCCUAUGAAAUGGUUCGAGCCCGAGAGCUGAACGCCAUGCUCGGCCCAAAAGGUAGUCCGCGAGCUGUGGAUCUGGUUUGUGAUCUACACAACACAACGUCUAACAUGGGCCUGUGUCUUAUUGCCUUCUCCGACUGUGACUGGAUCAGCCUGCAUAUAUACCACUACCUACAGAGAGAGAUGCGAUAUAUUCCAGUGAGGUACGUUCAUUUCGAUGUCUCAGACAAGGAUUCCUAUUCCCUGGAUUCAGUUGGAAAACAUGGUUUUGCUUUAGAGAUCGGGCCUCAACCACACGGCUUGGUGAGGUCUAACAUCUACUCAGCCAUGAAAGAAGGUCUCCAGCACAUUCUCAACUGGGUGCGGCUCUUCAACUCAGGUGUUGUUUUCAAUGGCGGAUCGGUGGAUGUGUUCACCACGGUUGGACACGUGGACUAUCCAAGAGAUGAGGACACGCACAACAUCACCGCAGCCAUUCAUCCUCAACUCCAGGACAGAGACUUCUGCCUCCUUCAUCCUGGAGACCCCCUCUUCCAGACGUUCUCAGGCCAAACUGUGAGCUACAAAGGCAGCAAAGCUCUUCACCCGUUCUUUAUCAACGAAUGUGCUUAUUAUGAAAAGGGUGUCGCUCUCUACCUCGCAACCAAGCGCACUUUCACCAUCCCAGCGGUCCGGGUACACAAAGAAGACCAUCAAGAUGUGAGAUUCCCAUCUGAAGAAGAGGAAGAAUGAUGCCUGUAAAUAAUCCCAAUAAUAGAAAAAUAAAGCUUUCCUUUUAUGUAGCCUAGCAUGACGACUUCUUGCUGCACUCAUUCUUCUCUCGGAAAAAAAAUACAAAUAAACACGCAU
This is a messenger RNA of Entelurus aequoreus (snake pipefish), 2172 nucleotides long. Its product is annotated as N-acyl-aromatic-L-amino acid amidohydrolase (carboxylate-forming) B-like. Bases 1084 to 2055 code for a protein of 323 amino acids. Gene Ontology annotation, molecular function: aminoacylase activity; hydrolase activity, acting on ester bonds. The record is from RefSeq and is a predicted model, not a curated record. Lineage: Eukaryota; Metazoa; Chordata; Actinopteri; Syngnathiformes; Syngnathidae. The transcript is spliced from 7 exons.